AUGACGAAUGAGUUUGUUUUUCCAAAGCUAUCCGUGCGGGAAUGCAGAGCUGCGAUAGAUAUUCCUUCAUUUUCGUGGCGCGACUUUACAAACAAAGAAGAACUUGGAAUGGGUUCUUUUGGAAGCGUGUAUCGUGGCCAAUACAACAGUAACAACGACGACGUAGUUGUAAAAGUACUGCGCGGGCAUAACAGAGAAAGCAAACGUUUAUUUCUGAAAGAAGCACGUCUGCUCUCGAAACUUAAGGGACAUAAAAACAUUUCCUCUUUUAUUGCCUUUUGCACAGAACCCUAUGCAAUCAUGUUGGAAUAUCUUUGUUUCGAUUUUACUGUUUUUGAGGUGAACAAAAAAGUCACCUCGCUUGGUGAAUUCCUACAUUUCAUUGACGAGCAACUCGAUGUUCACGCGCUUCGAAAAUGUCAGACAAAAAUCGCUAGAGAUAUAGCAGAUGGGUUAUGUUACCUUCAUAGCAAUGGCGUCGUUCACCGUGACUUAAAACCAGAAAAUAUUUUGGUGUCGAAUCAGCAUUACACUAGUGAGCUCGAAGAAAGUGCCCGCAACGAGAAAUUUUCUAGCAAUCCCAUACUGUGCAAACUGUCGGAUUUCGGGGAGAGCAGAGCAACCAAUUUACAAACACAAACUCUUGUACAGUCUCAAACAAACCGAUUAAACCGUGGUACACCAGUUUACAUGGCCUUCGAGCUUCAUUCGCACCCGACUAAAGCUCUUACUCACGAUGAUCUGAAGAAAGCAGAUAUGUGGGCUUUUGGUUUGGUCAUGUACUGCUUACUUAACCCGGACGUUGACCAUCCUUAUCAACCUGUUUUUGCCGAAGCUGGACUGAACGAAAGUCUGGAUUCGUUGAAGUGCCUGCAUGAAGCAAGAAAAGUGCCGCAACAACGGUCAAAUUAUGAAUUCCUUCUUCUAUCAGAGUGGUGGCAAGUAGAAGAAGCGUAUAACGCAUGCGUAAAGUUUGAUCCUAAUCUUAGAGCUCAAGCAUUGGAACUGUCAUCGAUCUUGUCAGUUAAACAGCCCGAGGAAAGCCUAAAUGUGGUGCAUUUAAAUGUCAGUCAGGCAACUGCUUUGAGUAACUUCGACGGCAUGUUAGCAGAAAAUAUUGUUCAAUCGGCUCCUAAUACUACGGCGGCAUUGCGAACGGCUGACGAAAUAAUAUGUUCAGUCCCAAGCAACGACGGAACAAAUGCUUGCGUUUUUCUUGACUUAGCAAUAUGUGACCGUUUCCUGCCCCUUGAUCAAUGCAUGACAUGGGAUGAAUUGAAAUCCAUCGCUGAAAACGUCAUCACGGAGUUUCCAUUACUGAUAAACACUUAUCGAGACAUCAAUGAGAUAUACGAGCCAAUAUCUGCGUACACUUUGUUGAAGAAAAUCGCAUAUUACAUUUUCAACACUCCGCAUUUUCAACACUCCGCAUUUUCAACACUCCGCAUUUUCAACACUCCGCAUUUUCAACACUCCGCAUUUUCAACACUCCGCACUCCGCACUCCGGCACUCCGCAUAUUCAUGUAAACCCAAAUGGGGGUGUCGGUGACGAAAAAGAAAUUUAUUCAAAAUAA
This is a messenger RNA of Dendronephthya gigantea, 1575 nucleotides long. Its product is annotated as calcium-dependent protein kinase 2-like. The transcript has a single exon. Gene Ontology annotation, molecular function: ATP binding; protein kinase activity. The record is from RefSeq and is a predicted model, not a curated record. Bases 1 to 1575 code for a protein of 524 amino acids. Gene Ontology annotation, biological process: protein phosphorylation. Lineage: Eukaryota; Metazoa; Cnidaria; Anthozoa; Malacalcyonacea; Nephtheidae.